Molecule: messenger RNA, 745 nt
Organism: Marmota flaviventris (yellow-bellied marmot)
Lineage: Eukaryota; Metazoa; Chordata; Mammalia; Rodentia; Sciuridae
Product: probable hydrolase PNKD
Source: RefSeq, a predicted model, not a curated record
UUCUCUGGAGUCCGCUCUGCGGGCUUCUGGGAGAUGUAGUUUCUGAUCUGUAUGCAGGACGGAAGGAGCGGGGGAGGCCCCUUACGCAAACUACAAUUCCCGGCGGAGAGCGCGGUGGAGGGGGGUGGGAUCUGAACAUGGCGGCGGUGGUAGCUGCUACGGCGCUGAAGGGCCGGGGGGCGAGAAAUGCCCGCGUCCUCCGGGGAAUCCUCUCAGGAGCCACUGCUAACAAGGCUUCUCAGAACAGAACCAGAGCACUGCAGAGCCACAGCUCCCCAGAGUGCAAGGAGGAGCCUGAGCCCCUCUCCCCUGAGCUGGAAUACAUUCCCAGAAAGAGGGGCAAGAACCCCAUGAAAGCUGUGGGACUAGCCUGGGCCAUCGGCUUCCCCUGUGGUAUCCUACUCUUCAUCCUCACCAAGCGGGAAGUGGACAAGAACCGUUUGAAGCAGAUGAAGGCUCGGCAGAACAUGCGGGCGUCCAACACGGGCGAGUAUGAGAGCCAGAGGUUCAGGGCUUCCUCCCAACAUCCCCCAUCCCCUGAAGUUGGUUCUGGGGUACAGGCCUGAGGAGCACUGCAGCAACCCUCUAGACUGUAUUUUGACUGAAACCCUGCAGUUUGGCUGAUUCUGGUCAUUGGCCUGUGAGGUCCACCAGAGGGCGCAUGGAGCCAGACUGCUGCCAAUCCCUGCCCCUCCCACACCGAGGAGCCAGCUGAAAGCAAAUAAAUUUAUUCAGUGGAAAGGAA